AAACAAUAAUGCCAACUCCAGAUAAUAAUAAUGGUGAUAAUAAAGAUGAGAAGAAAAAAAAUCAAAAUAAUGAUGAAAAGAAAAAGCAACAUAAAAUAACGUCUUAUACAUCAAUCAUAACCACAAUCACAUUAUAUUAUGCCGGUUAUACCACAACAAUUACAACAACUAACUCUUUAGGAAAAAUUACAACCUUCGCAACAUACAUUCCUCCAUCCACUGUAAUUUGGGUAAAAACAAUGGUCUCACCAGUCACACUUGCGGUUGAUGAAGACCUGUCGA
Messenger RNA from Funneliformis mosseae, 282 nucleotides. The record is from the annotation of a GenBank genome assembly. NCBI's taxonomy places the organism in Eukaryota, Fungi, Glomeromycota, Glomeromycetes, Glomerales, Glomeraceae.